AUAUACGAUCAUUUUAGUUUCUUGAAAAUUAGAAAAGACUCCAAAAUUAGGAAAACGAUCUUUGAAAAAGGGUUAUAUGAAAAAAAGGCGGCGUCUUGAUAACAUUCGUAUUCCCAAAUUUAAUGGUUGAACAUAAAUUAUGCCUUCAAUUGCAUGGAGCGAGAUGCGAAAAGGGCCACUUGUAAAAGAACAUUUUUUUAUUCCAAAAGUUUCAUUUUUCCAUUGCCAUUCUCACAUUCUGCAAUACUGAGGAAGAAAGAGGUAUGCUGUUGAAAUCCAAUUCUCCCCUUUUUUCCAUUGUUAGCUUUGCCUCAAAUUGGUUAUUUGGGUUUUAUUUAUUUUCCUGAUAGAGGCAAAAAUUAGCAGUCUUGAUUGCCACGUGUAGGCCUGUCCCUCCCUGAGCUCGUGUGUCUAUUACAAGUACACCUAUUUUCUUGGUUUCCGGUAGCACAGACACCUGGUUUCUGUUUGUUUCCCAUUUUUUUCUCAUUGUUCAUCUCUUCUGUUUUGACAAAAACAAGGAGGCCUGCUGCUCAAGAUUCGUGUAGGUUUUGACAUUUCUGGGGGAGGGGGUAUGUGUAGUUAUGAGAGGGAAGGAGGAGAAAAAGGGGGGCCCUUUUGCUUGUGUGUUGAUUAAUUGAAGGGAAUUUAAUAUUUUUAUUCGGAGGUGCUUUUUUUCUUGGUUGGGGUGUUGGAAAUGACCGAUAAUGAUAGGGAAGAAGAAGGGUGUCUGUUUGAGAUAGCACUGGUGGUUCCCAAAUGGGGUGAGAACAGAGGGGAUGAGAGAGAGGGAGCUCAUUGCGUUGAUAUUCUUGUGGAUGAGCUCAAGCAAAGAGGGUUCAUCGUUGAAAGAGAUGUUGGCCUUCAAAAUGAAUUCAUCAAGUUAGCAGCAUCGGAUGAUAUCAUUGGAAGGGCUGCAGCUGCGUUGCAGUUCAGAAAGCCAACUUGUAUAGGGAUGGAUCUUCCAUUUGAAUGGGAGGAGGCAGCAGCUUUCAUUAAGCUACCAGAUGGCUCCUUGUUCAGUUGGUGUGAACGAUUCCAUUGCUACAAUCACAUAAUAUAUGGGAUUGUGAACACCAGAGAGUCGGCUGUAGUGCUGAAAUCUGACUUUAAAGAGGAACACUGGAAACCGGGUGAAUCUCUAGUCCGGAAAUUAGAGGCAAUGGGCAUCGUCGAAGAAGUAUUUCCAUUGCAUGAUGAAAAAAAACGGAAGCAACUUCUAAGAAGCUGGGCGAUGAACUGGUCAGACGUCACGCAACAGCCAAUUGAUGAUAUAUGUGCAUAUUACGGGAUGAAGAUCGCCACCUAUUUUACGUUCCUUGGAAUGUAUACAAGGUGGUUACUUUUUCCGGCAUCGUUGGGCCUUGCUGUGCAGUUGUUUGAUUUCGGAUCGUUGCAAUUUGCUGUUCUUCCGUUUUUCUUCAUGUCGCUGAUAUCAUGGGUUGUCCUGUUUUUCCAAUUCUGGAAACGCAAGAACGCAGCCGUUUCAGCUAGAUCUAUGAAAACUGAGCCAAGCUUGUCUCGGUUUCCCUCGGAACACAUGAGGAAACGAAACGCAGACAGAAUAAAAGAGAAGGCGAAUUUCCAGAGGGAUGAGUGGUUUAGUUGGCUGCUAAGAGUAAGGAACGACGCCUUCAUUAUACUGAGCAUCAUAUGUCUCCAGCUACCGUUCGAGUUAACUUAUGCUCAUCUCUACGAGGUUCUUGGAGCAGAUGCUCUAAAGUUUGGUUUAACAGCAGUUUACCUCUUCGUGAUCCAGUACUUCACAAGAAUGGGUGGCAAGAUCGCCGUGAAACUUAUUAAAUACGAAAAAUUUGACACUCCAGAGAACAAAACAAACAGCUUAGUAUACAAGGUAUUUGGCCUCUAUUUCAUGCAAUCAUAUAUUGGAGUAUUUUAUCAUGCUCUACUGCAUCGUAAUAUAACAACUCUCCGGCAAGUUCUAAUCCAACGUCUGGUUAUGUACGAGGUGAUUGAGAAUCUACUGGAAAAUUCUAUUCCGUAUUUGUCGUACAGUUUCAGGAAAUAUACAGCUGUCAGGAAUAAGGUAAAGCGAGACAAAGGGUCGUCAACCGGCAAGUCACGCACUUUUACUCGGGUCGAGAAGGAAUAUCUUAAACCUGCUUAUAACGCAAGUAUAGGCCAGGAAAUCGAAGAUGGACUUUUUGACGAUUUUCUCGAGUUGGUGCUGCAGUUCGGAAUGAUCAUGAUGUUUGCUUGUGCAUUUCCUCUCGCAUUCGCCUUUGCAGCAAUGAAUAACAUCACAGAAAUUAGAGCAGAUGCUCUGAAGUUGCUUGCAAUGAUGAGACGGCCCAUACCUCGCGCUGAAGAAACGCUUGGGGCGUGGUUGAAUAUUUUUCAGUUUCUGAUAGUGAUGUCGAUCUGCACUAAUAGCGCGCUUCUAGUGUGCAUGUACGACCGCGAAGGGAACUGGAAAUUAUCACCCGGGCUUGCUGCAAUCCUAGUCAUGGAACACGCUCUCUUGUUUAUCAAAUUUGGAUUUUCAUGCAUUGUCCCAGAAGAGCCCGCGUGGGUGAAAGCCGCUCGGAUGAAAAAUGCCAGUCAAGCGGAACAGGUGUGUACUAGACAACUCUUGAAAAACCUUUCCGGAGACGAGAAAUGGUUCGAGGAAGUAAGGUCUCAGGAAUCCAAAAAGGAUGCCUAGGAAGGAAGAAACAAACGCCAGAACCGGAGCCGGUUCUGAGACCUCUUCGUUGAAACGAUCCAGCUCUUACCUAUCCGAUGAUCUGCCCGGAAAAGGUAAGAGUGCCCGGUGCCACGGAACGGACUGUUUUGUAGUAUAGCUUAUGUUAAUUAGAGGGGUAAAUUAAUGCUCUUGAUAGGUGAAGAAUAUAGUGCAAGGUGUGAAGAAAGAAAUCAAAUAACAUGUUGAUUGUUAUUUUAGAAUUUUGUAUGCAACUAGAUGUGUUAUGUACCAAAGAUAGUGAAUCUGUCUAUGUUGUUUGCCUAUGAUUUGAAAUGUUUGUAUAAAUAUGUACAUAUAUACUUUUUGAAGAAAAUACCUUAGUUCUUGUAA
Messenger RNA from Salvia splendens (bonfire salvia), 3037 nucleotides. Its product is annotated as anoctamin-like protein Os01g0706700. NCBI's taxonomy places the organism in Eukaryota, Viridiplantae, Streptophyta, Magnoliopsida, Lamiales, Lamiaceae. Bases 698 to 2665 code for a protein of 655 amino acids. Gene Ontology annotation, molecular function: chloride channel activity. The transcript is spliced from 16 exons. Gene Ontology annotation, biological process: chloride transmembrane transport. The record is from RefSeq and is a predicted model, not a curated record.